This is a messenger RNA of Bemisia tabaci, 2836 nucleotides long. RefSeq lists its product as uncharacterized. Lineage: Eukaryota; Metazoa; Arthropoda; Insecta; Hemiptera; Aleyrodidae. The record is from RefSeq and is a predicted model, not a curated record.
UUGAUAGUAAUUAUUCUGCUGUGUCGACGCACUUCAGACGAACACUGAUGGUUUGCGUUGAUAAUGCGCGAAAUAUUGGUGACUGUUUUCUAAGUUCUUGAUAUAACGUUUACAGGGUGUACUCCGUCUUGAAAUUUUUAUAAUCCAGACAAUACUUCUUGGUGCGCUUUUGCGAUGUCAGUGAUUUCAAUUUCGGUCGCAGGUGUAUUUUGCAAAGAUGCUACAGUCACAUCAAUUAACGCUUCGGCAGUUUUUACGCGCGAAAGUUGAGUGAAGUGAACGGUGCGUAGUAAGUUCGACAGGCGCAUUUCAAACUCGCACGUACACUGAUUAUUGACAUAAAAGCUAGUGAUUUGAUCUACCAGAAGAAAACAUUGGGUGAUUUUUCGGUGAACUUCCAUCGCUUUCCCGGAUGGAUCUGGAAAAACGAUUGAAUACGUUUAUUUUUCCGGAAGCUGUGGACGCUGGCUGUUUCGGAGAUGACGUGGAAAAGUUCGUCAGUUUCGAAAUUAAACGCCACCCAGGCAAGCAUCAAUUUUGUUCUGACGCGACGUUUGGUGACAUUACGUUGCAGAAAACGACAGGCCUACACUUCAAUCUGCCAGUUUUUGUUAAGACGCGUAACAGGUCUGAAUUUCCACCGAGAGCUGAAGCGGACGCUAUGUUCCACAACGAGAUAUUUUUCUACACGAAGAUUGUUCCUAUUCUCCGAAGAUACGACGAAUUCAACAUCCUUUCUACAAGCUUUCCAGAGUUUGUGUGCGGAAAAAAGACCAGCGGUCAGAAUCCUGAGGAUGACGUGAUAGUCUUGAAAGAUCUCCGCCAGAGAGGUUUCCGGUCAUGCGGACAACGGCAUUUCGAUGAAAAUCAUCUUUCGUUAGUGUUAGAUCGAUUGGGAAAAUUCCAUGGGCUAUCGUUGUUGUGGCAGAUGGACAAUCCAACUUUAUUUCAAGAAGUAACUGCUCGGAUAAAAUUAAUCAGCGAGGCAAAAUUUUGGGCCGCUUUGGGAGGCAUUCAAUCCAAAGAGGUUUUCAGGCAGUGCAUGUUUCGAGGCGUUGACCCUCUCCGCGAGGAACCAAAAUACCGGAACCAAUUGACGGAUCUGUGCGCCAGUUUCGAGGAUGCUGAUGAGAGGAUGGACGCCCUGGCCGACGCCUCGGGGCCUUUGACCGUGCUCGCCCACGGGGAUUUUCACGCCAGCAACGUCAUGUUCAAGUACGGAGCCCAUGGUAAACCCAUCGAAGUUGCCUUUUUCGACUUCGGCACCAUCAAGCUCUGCUCACCCGCCAUAGAUCUUUGUCAUUUCCUCCUCGUCAGUGUAUCGCCGCAAAUGAAACAGGAUCGCUGGGGCGAACUCCUCUAUCAGUAUUAUGGCGCUCUGAGUCAUCAAAUAGGAGAUGAUCUAUGGAAACCUUCGUUCGAGACAUUCGAUUUGGAUCUUCGUAGGAAAGGGGUCCAUGCCUACUACGUCAUCGCGGCGAUCCUGCCGGCAGUGAUGAGCAUCAACGAGGGGACUGAAAUCCCCCGACCACCGAAAUCAGUAAAAAGGGACCAAACGGCACUGAACGAGGAGAUGGAGGCUUACAUGCGGAAUAUGAAAGAGUUGGGAGGUACCUUUGUUACCGAUCUGCUAGCUGAAAUUGUCAGGCAUAUGAUCGAUAAAAAAUUCAUUUUUUGAACAUUGAAUCGUCAAAAUGAGCCUUUUUGAUUGUGUAAACUUUUAUGACAAAGGAGAUUAUGGGCACGAAGCUGUCUCUCUUCUCCUGAGGAUAAUUGAAGAUUUUCAUUGCUGUUUUUAUUGAUUUGACGAGUCCUUUAUUUUUAGUGAUUUUUAGAUUUUUAAUAUUUAUAUAAUUUAUUGUGCUCGAUACUGGAUGGCCCGACAAGUAGGGCUAUACCCUAGUCGUUCGUAGAAAAAGGAGAAGAAGAAAAGGAGGAGGAGAUCAUAAUUAGGACCGCGUUCAGCAGAACAGAACCAAGCCACAUCAGCUAUUGGCAAAUUUGACUGAGCAAUGCAAUUUUUUAUGAGAGAAUGUUUGUGCGGAUUUCUUUGAAAAUUUCAAAGAGUCUGCUUUGAACUAUGCAGAAUAUUCACUGAAAUUUGCCCCCAAAAAAAUCUGCAGAACCGUUUUCAUGUAAAGAGUAUAUUGCUCACUUAAAUUUGGCGAAAGGUGAUGUGGCGCGGUUUCUCUCUACUAGUCGCGGUCCAUUUAUGUCAUGCUGAAUUUAUGAAUUUAUGGCCUCUCUUUUUAAAGGGCAACAACGGGUUCAUAGCAAGGAAUAAUGACCGAACUCAAAGCAAAGCUGAGGAAAGGGGCAAACGAAGAGAGCGAAUUCGACUUCAUUUGGCAAUAAGGAACUUCUAUUUCGAGCUCAUUCAAAUCACUUAUCUUCAUAGGGAAACUUAGGGCAUUAACGUUGUUUACAAAAUCGGCCAGAAAUAUAAGUUCCUUAUGGCAAAAUGUUCUCCAAUUGAAUCAGUCACUCAUGAGUCAUGGAAUGUGAGAAGAGAUCCUGAAAAAAUUCUUUUGGGGCUAAUGGUCUCGCUCCCAAACUAAAAUUAAUUGUGCUGCAUUUUGCAAUUUGGACCUAUAAAUUCCGGCCCGGUUUAAAAACAACGUAUGUGCCAUUAGUUUCCCUAUGCACAUAAGUGUUUUUCCAGAAGAGCCAGAAUUUAUAGUUCCAAAUUGCAAAAUGCAGUCCAAUUAUCCUCGGGUGAUGAUUUUUGUCCUCGGAUGACGAUUCAUUUUUACUGGGAUUUGUAAGGUAUAAUUACACUACCGGAUGCAAAACAUCUUCAAACCAAAAGUAAUAAACAAUUUUCUAGAACACGGUU